Messenger RNA from Oppia nitens, 1110 nucleotides. RefSeq names its product protein NipSnap-like (gene Nipsnap). The transcript is spliced from 7 exons. Lineage: Eukaryota; Metazoa; Arthropoda; Arachnida; Sarcoptiformes; Oppiidae. The record is from RefSeq and is a predicted model, not a curated record. Gene Ontology annotation, cellular component: mitochondrion. The coding region runs from base 201 to 1055 and encodes 284 amino acids.
AAUGCCAUUGAAAGAGAUAUUAUUAGCGAUAAACACAAUAAUAAAAUAAAUAAAAAAUAAUAAUAGAUUUGAAUGUCUAAUGAAAAAAGUUUGAGUGAAUCGACUCAUAAUAAUAAUAAUUAAUUGAUUGAUUACAACAACUAAAUUAAUAAUCAUUUUGUUUUUUUGUGUAUAAAUUGAAAGACAAUAAAACAAAAUCAAUGGCAUUAUUAAUAAAACGUUUCUCUAGUUUGACACCAAUAUUGAGAUGUAAUGUCAAUAAUUGGUCGCAAAAAUGUAUCAAUAAUUCAGUGAAUAUACGAGCACUUCACACAACAGACACCCGAUGCGAGAGUGAGGGCUGGCUGUCGAAGUUGUUGAUGGUUAGGAAGAUUGAUCCGGGAAGAGAGUCACACUCAAGACUAUUAAGUGAUACAGAAAUUGUCUACGAAAUGCACACUCAUAAUGUUAAGCCUAGUAGUAGUGAUACAUAUUUAAAUCUAUAUGAGAAGUGGACUAAAGAAUUGCAAACGAAGAAUUCAAAUGCAGAAUUGGUUGGCAGUUGGAGUGUCGAUAUCGGAGAUCAGGAUCAGUUCAUUCACGUUUGGCGCUAUAAGGGUUGGCGAUUGGCAUCCGAAGUGGAGAAUUAUAUUAAGAAUGAUUCAGAUCUAACAAAACUAUCAAAAGAUCUAUUACCACAUCUGCGUAGUCGUCAAAAUCAGUUUAUGCUGUCGUUUAGCUUUUGGGGUCAUCCCGAAGCACAAGUCAACAAUAGUAUGUAUGAAAUGAGAUCCUAUGUUCUUAAGCCGGGAACAAUGAUUGAAUGGGGUAACAACUGGGCUCGUGGUGUCACUUACCGUAAAAAUGAUGCGGUGGCCGGAUUUUUCUCACAAAUCGGACAGUUAUAUGUUGUCCAUCAUAUUUGGAAAUAUGAGAAUCUAUUCGCUCGUAAGGAGACCCGUGAGAGCGCGUGGAGGAAACCCGGUUGGGAUGAGUGUGUGGCCUAUACGGUGCCAUUGAUUGUUGAGAUGAGGUCCCGUUGGAUGAGUCCCAAUCAAUUCUCGCCUAUUCGUUGAAUAGAUUGUUAUAUAAUAAUAAUAAUAGUUUCGUGAAAUUUAUAGAUUUGUUAUA